GGUGGUGGUGAGUGGGUGUGGGUGUGGGUGGGGGGUAUGGGGAGAGGGGAGGAUAGGCAAGAACACAAGAACAUAGGGAGACUGCAAGAGGCUGACUGGCACACACAAGGCAGCUCCCUAAACUUAACCUAACCUAACAAAGCCCCAAACAGUUACUAAAGGAAGCUAUGAGAGCACAAGGAAAUUAUAAGACACACAAAAUUGGGAAAUGAUAACAAGUAACAAACAAGAGGACAUAAGCAUACACAGACACAAACACACACACACACACACGCACACACAGUUUCCUCACUACUAAGAAUGACAGACGUGCCUCACAAUCACUCGUACAGAAGAGAAUGUGAGAUAUGGGAUAAGAGGAGGGAGGGAAGGAAGGCAGGGUGGAUAAAGGAGGGAGGGAGGGUAUAGCCCAAGUUCCUCCUUCCUUCCUUUCAGUGGUUCAGUGGCAUGGCUGGGCUGCUGCUGCCCCUGCUGCUGCUCUGCUGGGGCCACACAGCCACAGCCUCACCCCAGGCCUGGUGGUGUGCGGCCCAUUACCACACCCUGCCUACUACGCAGGCCCCACAAGACCCUGCCGCACCGUGCUACACCAAUGAGGAUGCAGUCACCCUGGCCCUGCCCAUCCUGCUCAGCCUGAAGAACCACUGCCAGGUCAAGAGCAGGCGGUGUGGCUGGGGCAUGAAUCUCCACCUGCUGGAUGGCACAGGGCUCGAGCAAGGUGUGGUUAAGGUGAGGUGGAGUGAGAAGCUUGGUGGAGUGGUCAUGUUGGGCAUCGUGACCUGUUGCAACUCGUCAAAUCUCAACACUUACCGGGUCACUCUCCAGCCUGACCCUGUGGUACACCUGCAGGUGGAGGCAGCAGGGCCACAGGUGACCCUCAGCCUCCUGAAGGCCACAGGGAAGGCCACAGUCAUGACCCUCACAUUCCAGGAUGGCCUGCCCUCCAAAGUGACGGCCAGCCCUUACACACGGUGGGGUUACCCGGCUGCCAACACCACCACCACCACUGCUGCCAACACCACCACCACCCCCACCACCAGCCAUCCUCUGGUGUUGGUGAUCACCGUCCUGGUGGCCAUCAGUGUGGUGGUGAGUGUGGCCAUGCUGGUGCUGGUGUGGUGUGGGUGGCCUGGAGGGGUCCCUGCCGGGGCCACACGGUGAGGCUGACACACAGCACCCAGGCCAGCACCAAGCAGAGGACCCAGCCCAAGGCCAACCAGUGACCCAGACCACCUAGACCCUGCUGUGUUACUGAGGCAGGUGGUGGCUGCUUCCACCACCACCACCACCACUGCUGCCACCACCAUCACCACCGCUGCCACCACCAUCACCACCACCACCGCUGCCACCACCAUCACCACCACCACCGCUGCCACCACCAUCACCACCACCACCGCUGCCACCACCAUCACCACCACCACCGCUGCCACCACCAUCACCACCACUGGCACCUUCCAAAACAGUGUCAUGGUAAGCACUCAACACAACCUAUACUAUCCAUGUCUGUCAGCUUUUCUACUAUAGUCAGAGACAAAUAUGAAGUCUUUCCGGGUGGGGCCCGAACCUCUUCCCAGGGCUGCUGUGAUAGACUGAGGACUGGCCAAUACUUUUUUUUCUUUCUACAGUAAAGGAAACAGCUCAAGGGCAAAAACAAAUAAAUGCAUAAAAGACCACAAGCACUGCUCCUAUAAAAAAGGGGGGUGGAGUGGCUUAAAGAGAGAGUGGCAAAUCUCAAAACAAAUACAAACAACAAUGCCCGCUAGUUAUGCUCCUAAAAAAAAAAAAAAAAUAAAUAAAUAAAUAAAUAAAUAAAAGGGAAGACAAGGGUAGAGAAGUGGUCAAGAGGUCAAUUUUGUAAGUUUGGAGCAUCGUGUAAUGGCACUGUCCCCUCAAGAGCUGACUACUGAGGGAACAGAGUUGUCAAUAAGGCAAGGUAUCACAGUUCAUGCAAAUAUCACUUCCCUCCACCAGGAACUUCCUCUCAAAAACAAAACAGGUGGUGGAAAUGAAGAAGGCAACUGUGAGGUCUAUGUCUAUGGAAGUCUAUGGAAGGGAAAAUAAGGAUGAUAAAUGAAAAGAAGAAGAAGAAGGUGAAGAAGGAAGAGGAGGAAGGGACGAGAAAAAAGAAAAAAUGAAAUAAAAGAGAAAAGAAAGAAUUAGAAUGAGAUAGAAGAAUAAGUUGAGAUAGAAGAAGAAGCAAAAGAAGAAGAGAAAGAAGCACAAGAAGAAGGCAAUGAAGAAGAAGAAGAAAAGAUGAUAGUGAUGAAAAAGAAGUCUAUCAAAGGUGAGAGAGUAAACUGUGGAGUGAUGGAGGUGGUCAUGUUGCCAGGCAGUGACGGGAAACAAAAAAACAAAGUCGGCCAAA
This is a messenger RNA of Eriocheir sinensis (Chinese mitten crab), 2365 nucleotides long. RefSeq lists its product as uncharacterized. Lineage: Eukaryota; Metazoa; Arthropoda; Malacostraca; Decapoda; Varunidae. The transcript has 2 exons. Bases 448 to 1161 code for a protein of 237 amino acids. The record is from RefSeq and is a predicted model, not a curated record.